This is a messenger RNA of Haemonchus placei, 180 nucleotides long. The record is from the annotation of a GenBank genome assembly. Lineage: Eukaryota; Metazoa; Nematoda; Chromadorea; Rhabditida; Trichostrongylidae.
AUGCAUUUCGUCAACUUCUUGACACUACUUCUCGGCUGUUACGGUUUCACCCGGAUCCAUGAAGUUGUGGUGGAUCAGCCCGGCUGCAGACCACCAAACCAGCACCAUGACCUUCUUUCCACGCUGCUUCGGCUUGGGAAAAUGCCGUGGGGCUUGAUACAUGUCCAGCCACUGAUCUGA